UCAAAUUUCCACCACUGGUAUGUAUGUAUGAACUGGGUUUAGCUGAAAAAGCUUCCUUUCCUUCUCUUUCUUUCAGAUUGCUCAAUCCAUCCAUGUAGUCUUGCUUUAGCAAUGUCCAUCGCUUAUUACUUCUUCAUUAACUAGCUUUACUGAUUACUCUCAAUAGUGUGGAGAAUUUUGAGAGAAAAUGACCACCACUACUAAGACGAGGGAACUUGACCAAACACCCACAUGGGCCGUCGCUGGUGUCUGCGCGAUCAUCAUCAUUAUCUCAAUUGCUCUCGAGAAGGGCCUUCAUAAACUCGGAACAUGGUUUACUGAAAGGCACAAGAAAGCAUUGUUUGAAACUCUUGACAAGGUUAAAACAGAGUUGAUGGUGCUUGGUUUCAUAUCAUUGCUCCUGACAUUUGGCCAAGCUUACAUCGCCGGAAUCUGCAUCCCAAUAAAGGUGGCCAAUACUAUGUUGCCUUGUCCAGUGUCUACAAGUGAAGCCAGUGAAGAAAGUUCAAGACGACGCCUUUUGUGGCAUCGGAUGUUAGCUGGAACCACUACUAAAGCUUGUUUGGAUGGAAAGGUACCACUUAUAACUAUAAGUGGACUUCAUCAAUUGCACAUACUCAUAUUCUUCUUGGCACUAUUUCAUGUUAUAUACAGCGCAGUUACAGUUGGAGUUGCAAGACUCAGGAUCCGUAGUUGGAAACAUUGGGAAUCGGAAACUACAUCCCCCGACUUUGAAUUUUCCACCGAUCCUUCAAGAUUCAGGCUUACCCACGAGACAUCAUUUGUUCGAGCUCAUACUAAUUUCUGUAGUCGGAGUCCAUUCUUCUUCUAUAUUGGAUGCUUCUUUCAACAAUUUUUCAGAUCAGUGACUAAGUCUGACUAUUUAACGUUGCGAAAUGGUUUCAUAAGUGUUCAUAUGGGUCCAGGAAGUAAAUUUAACUUCCAAAAGUAUAUCCAAAGGUCAUUGGAGGAUGAUUUCAAAAAAGUUGUAGGAGUAAGUCCUGUCUUGUGGGCGUCAUUUGUGAUCUUCUUGCUUCUGAAUAUUAAUGGAUGGCAAAUAUUGUUUUGGGGAUCAUUGAUUCCUGUUGUGAUAAUCUUGGCGGUUGGAACAGAGCUUCAAGCUAUUAUGACAAAAAUGGCUAUGGAAAUCACCCAAAGACACGCAGUUGUGCAAGGAAUUCCUCUCGUGCAGGCAUCGGAUAAGCACUUUUGGUUUGGACGGCCACAAUUAGUUCAUCAUCUUAUCCAUUUUUCACUUUUUCAGAAUGCAUUCCAGAUUACUUAUUUCUUGUGGAUAUGGUAUUCGUUUGGGAUGAAAAAUUGCUUCCAUGCUGAUUACAAAUUAGUGGUUAUGAAAAUUGUUAUAGGGGUGGCUCUCCUACUCCUUUGCAGCUAUAUUACUCUUCCCCAAUACGCCCUUAUAACUCAAAUGGGUUCUCAUAUGAAGAAGUCAAUUUUCGAUGAACAAACUUCAAAGGCGCUUAAGAAGUGGCAUCAGACAGUUAAACAGAAGGUUAAAACUGCAAAGUCUCCUGCAAGAACAAGCAUAGCCGAAUCCAUGACCUCUGCUGUGCAUUCUACUAAAGGGGGUAGUGUCCAACGGGUCAAGACAACAGAUCACUCGACCCGUUCCUCGCACGAUGGGCAUGAUCGAGUGUAUGAUAGGGAGGGGGGCUCACUGACGUCGUUGCCAGAUGGAACUUUCGAAUUGAACCUCAAAAUUGAGAAUGACGACAACGACAACGCCAAGACUGUUGAUAGAAAGGAGGAGGAGGAUGACAUAAACGAGAAUAACUUCUCUUUCAGAAGGUCUAUUUCAAUGCGAUGAGAUAAAUUCAAUCUUGGUUUCAUCUUUUGGGACAAAUUUGUGAAUGUUAAUGCUUAUGAGUGUUGUUUGGUCAAUGAAUGCCUACAAAUUUCCAGCCAAAAGCAAAGCCAUGCAAAGAUUUAUUAGAAGGGUAUGUAAUAAAUUUGUGGUUUGGUUUUAGGGUUUUCUUUUUAAUUUUAUUUUAUGGAGAAAAUAUUGUUUUACCAAAAAAUGAAUUCUUUGGGACCUUUGGGUUGUUAAAUAAUUAAAAUAUAUUUAAUAUUUAAAUUGUAUUUGUUAUUCUAAUCAAUAUUUUUAAUGUU
Impatiens glandulifera is the source of this 2130-nucleotide messenger RNA. Its product is annotated as MLO-like protein 10. The record is from RefSeq and is a predicted model, not a curated record. Gene Ontology annotation, biological process: defense response. Gene Ontology annotation, cellular component: membrane. Lineage: Eukaryota; Viridiplantae; Streptophyta; Magnoliopsida; Ericales; Balsaminaceae. The coding region runs from base 188 to 1828 and encodes 546 amino acids. The transcript is spliced from 15 exons.